AUGGAUACCAAGUCCGCUGCCAUGGACGAUCAGAACCGGGGUCCGACUAUCGUCGCAGUAUGCUGGGUUCUGUUCAUUGUGCCGGCCAUGAUGGCAGGGUUGCGAUUUUGGUGUAAAGCCAAGCUGAGUCGAGGACUUGGUCUAGAUGACCUGAUUCUAAGUGUCUCUUUGUCAAUCCUUCUCGUCUACACGGCCCUCAUUACUAAGGCUGUAAGUAUGGGGGUCAUUGGUCGCCAUGUAUUCGCCAUCGAAGAUCAAGAGAGUAUACCACCUGCCCUCAAGCUCGUCUAUAUUAGUUACGUGCUCAUUAUCAUUGGCUGUGUGCUGAGCAAAACCUCUUUUGCCUUCACGCUGCUGCGGAUCGUGACUCGCCCCUGGAUGAAAGUACUUAUCUGGUUCAUCAUUGUGUCCAUGAACGCUAUUAUGUGGUUGUGUGCGAUCUCAUACCUGGCCCAGUGCAGACCUGCAGCUGCUCUGUGGAACGUAAAGCUCAUGGCUACAGCGAAGUGCUGGCCGACGAACGUUUUCGAAACCAUUGCUCUUGUUGCAGGAUCCUAUUCGGGAUGCAUGGAUUUCAUUCUUUCAGUGCUACCGUGGAUCGUCCUCUGGGAACUUGAAAUGAAGAAGCGAGAGAAGGCUGGUAUUGCUCUUGCCAUGAGCAUGGGCAUAUUCGCCGCUGUUACCGCGUUCAUCAAAACAUCUAAACUGGUCAAUGUGGCUCAGGUCCAAGACUUUACCUGGUUUUGCUCCAGUCUUACCAUCUGGGCAGCCGCUGAGACGGGCCUGACCAUCUUCGCUGCCUCCAUUCCCGCUCUCCGCCUGCUUGUCAUUCGUGCUCGCUCCAAUUACGAUGAUUAUCCGACCCAACAGUCCUCCAGACAAAGCCGAUCCGAUAGAUCGCACAACCGCGAUGGCGCGCAGGAAAUGCAAUUGGUUGCGUUUGAGACAAACCACCCGAACAGCAGCGUCAAAAGCUUCAUCAGCAAAAAUGGGGUUAACACCACAGAGGUCACCCCCGACGCAUAA
Molecule: messenger RNA, 1026 nt
Organism: Penicillium chermesinum
Lineage: Eukaryota; Fungi; Ascomycota; Eurotiomycetes; Eurotiales; Aspergillaceae
Exons: 5
Coding region: 1-1026 (341 amino acids)
Source: RefSeq, a predicted model, not a curated record